UGCGUGGGUGUACGCCUCUAGAUGUGCAUCGAUUCCCCCUCCCUCUCGGUCUCUUCAUCAUUUUUGCUGUCCCAGCCGUCGUUGUCUUUGUCUCUGUCGCCGUCCGUUCCUAUCCCACCUAUUUCCGCCUUUCCUCUCCUUCAUCAACCUCGCCAUGCUCGCUGAGAUAGCUCUCCCUCCCCUCAUCCCUCGACGGCCGUUUACUCCUGAACCCCAAGAUCCUGACCCUCCACCUACGCCACCAGGAGGACCCCGCGUGCCUCCUCCGCAGCCAAACCCGCCGCCUUCUCCUCCUCACACAUUCUCGCUGCAUAGCUAUCUCCGCGCCGUAGGCUGGCCGUUGAACGACGACCCUCCUCCGCCGCCACCUUACGUACCAAGCUUCGAGCUCCCCGGACCAGCAAGGGCUCUCUUCCUGCCACCAGGACCCUCCCCAAGGAUCUCAGAGGCUAAGGGACGGGGACGGGGGGUAGGGGUGGAAAAGGCAAACGACGCCUCGCAAAGCCGCAGCGUUGCUUGUCCAUUUUCCAUCUCCAUUUCCAUAUCCCAUAGCCAAUCCCAUAGCCAUGACCAUGUUUCCCGUGGGGCGAUCACGCCAGGGUUCGACGAUGGGAACCCCCCCGGGACGCCAUCCCCCCCUCUUCAACCCCUCAGGCCCCCCUCCAAGACGAAGGGUGGGAUAGGACCGCGGAUCGAGCCCGUGAUUGCGAGAUCUGCGUGAUUGGGGGGAUGCUGAUGGGACUGUGGGGGGGAAGGGGGACCCAUCGACUGACCCAUGGGGGCCGGCCCACGCCCUGCAACUGCAACCACGGGCCACGGGCCACGGGCUGCAGCUAGUUGAAAGGCUUGGCGCAUGAACGUCGCUCCAUCCCUGUAGCGCCAAUUAUCCGGCGUUUUAUAAGCUAG
This is a messenger RNA of Ilyonectria robusta, 906 nucleotides long. RefSeq lists its product as uncharacterized. The transcript has 2 exons. The record is from RefSeq and is a predicted model, not a curated record. The coding region runs from base 155 to 721 and encodes 188 amino acids. Lineage: Eukaryota; Fungi; Ascomycota; Sordariomycetes; Hypocreales; Nectriaceae.